CUAGAAGCUUACCUAGGUAUUUAGCAGUUACAGGAACUAGGGCCAAGACGACAAUAACGCGAACUACAGCCAUCUUCUCUCGAUCGUUUGCCCGCCUUGAGCCCGCUCCUCGCUGUUGAAGCUGUUUACCUAGGGGGCUUCGCGCCCCCAUAGCAUCAAUUCUUGCCGGCCUAGGUGCAUCUCGCUAACAUGGCAGCAGACGGCAGCGCCAUCGUUCACACCGUGGGCAGCAAGGUCUGGAUCAAGGAGGAAAAGGAGGCAUGGAUCAAAGGAGAGGUCAUCAAGGUGGAGGAUGACUUCCUCGUGGUGAAGGCAGAGGCCUCUGGCGCGGAGGUCAAGUGCAAGUCGGAGGACGCGCCGUUGCAGAACCCGCACAACAACCGUGGCGUGGAUGACAUGACGACGCUCUCCUAUCUGCACGAGCCCGCUGUGCUGUGGAACUUGAACACGCGCUAUGCGUACGAUGACAUCUACACCUACACGGGGACGAUUCUCAUCGCCAUCAACCCCUUCGCGGCCCUGCCUCACCUCUAUGGGGAGCACAUGAUGAACCAAUACCGCGGCGUGGAAAUUGGCGACUACGCACCGCACGUGUACGCUAUAGCAGACGCUGCGUAUCGCCAGAUGCGCAAGGAGGGGAAAGGACAGAGCAUCCUGGUGAGCGGCGAGUCCGGUGCCGGUAAGACGGAGACCAGCAAGCUAAUCAUGAAGUACCUCGCGUACAUGGGAGGCUACACGGACGCGGGCGAGGCGACCGGCAGCGGCCGCAGCGUGGAGGAGCAGGUGCUGGAGUCGAACCCGCUGCUGGAGGCGUUCGGUAACGCCAAGACGACGCGCAACAACAACUCCUCGCGCUUCGGCAAGUAUGUGGAGAUUAACUUCAACGAUAAGGGCGUCAUCAGCGGCGCCGCGAUCCGCACCUACCUGCUGGAGCGCUCGCGCGUGGUGGCCAUCAACAACCCCGAGCGCAACUACCACAUCUUCUACCAGCUGACCGACGGUGCCAGCGCGGAGCAGCGGACGCAGUGGCGGCUGAAGACGGCGCAGGAGUACCGCUACCUGAACCAGUCCACCUGCUUUCAAUUGCCCGGCACCGACAACGCGGAGGACUUCAAGCGCACCAUCUACGCCAUGGAGCGCGUGGGCAUCCCCACCGCGGACCAGGACGCCAUCUUCCGGACCGUAGCGGCCAUCCUGCACCUGGGCAACAUCCAAUUCAGCGCCGGGCCGGAGGACAGCUCGCUGGUGACGCCCGCCACGGAGGACGAGCUGGACGCCACGGCUGCGCUGCUGGGCGUGGAGAAGGAGGGGCUGCGCAAGGCGCUGACCACGCGCGUGCGCCAGACGCCGGAGGGGCCCAUCGUGUCGCCGCUGGACGCGCGCGCGGCUGGCGAGACGCGCGACUCGCUGGCUAAGAUCAUCUACGCAAAGAUGUUCGACUGGCUGGUGGGCAUGAUCAACUCGGCCAUCGGCGAGGACAAGAACUGCGCGGCGAGCGUGGGUGUGCUGGACAUUUACGGCUUCGAGCAGUUCCAGUACAACGACUUUGAGCAGUUCUGUAUCAACCUGGCCAACGAGAAGCUGCAGCAGCACUUCAACCAGCACGUGUUCAAGAUGGAGCAGGCGGAGUAUGAGCGCGAGCAGAUCGAUUGGAGCUACAUCGAGUUCGUGGACAACCAGGACGUGCUGGACCUGAUUGAGGGCAAGCUGGGUAUCCUGGACCUGCUGGAUGAGGUCUGCCGCUUCGUGGAGGCCAAGGGCAAGGACUUUGCGGAGAAGCUGUACACCUCCGGCACCUGCAAGGACUCGCGCCGCUUCAGCAAGCCCAAGACGUCCGUCACGCAGUUCAUCAUCGACCACUACGCCGGCCCCGUCAAGUACGACACCGCCAACUUCCUGGACAAGAACAAGGACUUUGUGGUGCCUGAGCACCAGGCGCUGUUGUGCGCCUCCACCCAGUCCUUCACCGCGCAGCUGUUCGCGGAGGCCGCGGCGGAUGCGGACUCGGCGCCGCCGGCGCCCGGCCGCCGCGGCGGCGCCACCAAGGGCACCAAGUUCAACUCGGUGGGCAGCCAGUUCAAGAAGCAGCUGGCGGAGCUGAUGGUGCAACUGCACGCCAUGGAGCCGCACUACAUCCGCUGCAUCAAGCCCAACGAGAGCGCGCAGCCGAGCGUGUUCGAGAACAAGAACGUGCUGCACCAGCUCAAGUGCGGCGGUGUGAUGGAGGCGGUGCGCAUCAGCUGCGCCGGCUUCCCCUCCAAGCGCCCCUACGGCGAGUUCGUGGACCACUUCUGGCAGCUGGCGCCCGACCUGCUCAAGACGGACGCGGACGAUAAGGCCAUCACCAAGGCCAUCCUGGCCAAGACGAACGUGGGCGGCUACCAGCUGGGUCUGUCCAAGGUGUUCAUGCGUGCCGGCCAGAUGGCCCAGCUGGACAAGAUGCGCACGGACACGCUCAACGCCGCCGCCAUCACCAUCCAGCGCUUCGCCCGCGGCGCGCUCGCGCGGCGCCACUUCAUCGCGGCGCGCUCCGCGGUGCUCACCAUCCAGUGCGCCAUGCGCGCCUGGGCCGCGCGCAAGCUCACGUCGCAGAUGCGCCGCGAGAAGGCCGCGCUCACCAUCCAGCGGCUGUGGCGCGGCUACACGGCGCGCACCACCUAUCUGGAGCAGCGCCGCCUCAUCAUGGCGGUGCAGUCCAUGUUCCGCGGCCGCAACGCGCGCCAGCGCCUCACGCAGCUGCGCCGCGUGCGCGCCGCCAUCACCAUCCAGAAGCGCUGGCGCGGCUUCCAGGCGCGCCGCGACUACCAGCAGACGCGCAAGGCGGCCAUCGCCAUCCAGAGCGCGCACCGCGUCAAGGUGGCGCGCAAGGCGCUGCGCUCGCUGCGGCAGCAGGCGCGCGAGGGCACCAAGCUGCUGGAGGACAAGAAGGCGCUGGAGACCAAGGUGGCGGAGCUGCAGAGCAUGCUGGAGACGGUGCAGAACCAGCGCAACGAGCUGCGCCAGCAGGUCAAGGCCGAGCUGGCGGCCCGCGCGGAUCUGGAGCGCAGCGUGGAGGAGAUGAAGGCGGAGCUGGAGGUGGUGAGCCGCGGCAAGCUGGAGGAGGCCACGGCGGCGCUGGCGGCGGAGACCGUGAACCGGGAGAAGCUGGACGAGGAGCUGCGCGGAAUCAAGGAGCGCAUGACGGCGUCGGAGGAGGCCGCCAAGGCCAAGACGGCGGAGAUGGCCACCGCGCUGAAGAAGGCGCAGGACUACAUCGGCCAGCUCAUGAACGAGCGCGGCCAGAUCGACAAGAAGUUCCACGAGAUGAAGUCCGACCUCAUCACGCGCCUGCAAAACGCCUGCGCGCAGCGCGACGAGGCGCGCGGGCGGGUGCUGGAGCUGGAGGACCUCAUGUCCAAGCAGAGCGAGGCGCUGCAGUCCAAGGAUCGCGAGAUUGCCGCGGCCACUGCUGCGGCGAGCGCCGCGGCAGCGGUGCAGGCCGUGCAGUCCGCCACCGCCGCGGCUUCCCCGGGCCCCGCAGCAGCGGCCGGCGCGCACGUGCCACCCACCUCGGCUGCCAGCACCAUGCAGAGCAUGCUGCAGAAGCUGCAGGCGAACGCGCCAGGCGUCGCGCGCAACAUGGCGGACAACAUCAGCGGCCUGUUCAAGGACGGCGCGCCGGUUCGGCCACGCGGCGAGGGCGAGGAGAUGCGGACGCCAAGCAUCAGCGGUGUGCCGGGCGCUCACCCCACGCCCGAGAGCGAGGCGGACCGCCGCAUGCGCGAGGCGCAGCUCAAACAGGUGGCGAUGCUGGCGGAGAAGCGGAAGGCGGAGGAGGACAAGCUGCUCAACGCGCUCAUGGCGCCGCUGCCCACCGCCGGACCCAGCGGCACGGGGCUGCCGGAGGGUGUGGUGCCGGGCAUGGGCUUCCACAAGGGGCGUCCCGUGGCGGCGAUCGUCAUCUUCCGGUAUUGCCUCCACUCGCGCGCGUUCCAGGCCGACCGCACCGCCAUCUUCGACCGCAUCGUGUCCGUCGUCGGCCAGCAGGUGGAGAAGGGGCAAGAGGACAACAACUGCCUCGCCUACUGGCUGUCCAACACCGUCACGCUGCUGCACAUGCUCAACAAGAACAUCAAGCCGGCGUCGGGCGGCCUGAGCAAGGCGCGCGCCACCGGCGCCUCCGCCACGGUCGCCAACGCCACGCGCUCGGUGUUCGGCGCCAUGUUCGGCAGUCGCAGCGGCGCCUCACCCAGCGGCCUGGCGCACGCAGAGGCGUCCAUCCACGGCGGCGGCGUGGGUGGCUUCAAGCAGGUGGAGGCCAAGUACCCGGCGCUGCUGUUCAAGCAGCAGCUGGACGCGUUCGUGCAGAAGAUUUUCCCCAUGAUCCGUGACAACGUGCGCCGCGAGAUCUCGCCCAUGCUCAGCAACUGCAUCCACACGCCCAAGCAGCACGGCCGCACCGCCGCGCGCCCCGGCGCCGCGGCGCCGGCUGGCGCGGACAAGGCGGCUGCGGGCGCUGCGGGCCAGCAAUCGCACAAGUCGUGGACGGACAUCCUGCACGUGUUCGACACGCUGCUCGCGACGGUGAAGAGCAACAACGUGCCGAAGGUGCUGGUGCAGGCGCUGUUCAAGCAGCUCUUCCGCUUCGUCAACGUGCAGCUCUUCAACCAGCUGCUGCUGCGCCGCGAGUGCUGCUCGUUCAGCAACGGCGAGUACGUGAAGACGGGGCUGGAGCAGGUGGCGCACUGGAUCAACGGCGCGGGCGCGGACUACAUCGCGGACUCGUGGGAGGAGCUCAAGUUCCUGCGGCAGGCGGUGACGUUCCUGGUGAUCGGCAACAAGCCCAAGAAGAGCCUGGAGGAGAUCACGAGCGACCUGUGCCCGGUGCUGUCCAUCCAGCAGCUGUACCGCAUCUCCACCAUGUACUGGGACGACAAGUACAACACGGAGACGGUAUCGCCCGAGGUGCUGGGGCGCAUGAAGCAGGCCAUGGUGGACAGCAACAGCAGCACGUCGCACUCGUUCCUCCUGGACGACGACUCCAGCCUGCCCUUCCAGGCGGCGGAGCUACUCGCCAACAUGGACGACAAGGACUUGUACGGCGGCAUCCCGGUGCCGGACGUGCUGUCGGAGGGCGACGGCGCCGCAUCCUUUGCCUUCCUGGAGAAGGAGCUGCGCUUUGCCGCGCCCGCGCCCGCCUAGCGGGGCAGCAGCUUUGGCACCGGAGCAAAUGGCGGCGGUGCAGGUAGUGGUGAUGCAAACGCGCACAACGGUCGCGAGCGGCGGCGAGCGGCCGCUGGGCGAGGGAGCAGAGCGAGCGAGCUGUCAGCGGCUGCAGAGCUGCGGCAUUGCACUGCCGCUGUGGCGGGCUUGGCCCGUGCGCUUUAGCGCAGGGCACAGGCUGUACGAACACCCGGUUCAUGUAGCUGGCUUGCAGCGGUGUGUGCAGGAGGGGUGCAGCAGGACCGCUUCAGGUACAAAGAGGUGUGACUGAUUCAAGCGCUAGUAGGCAUGGCAGUGGGCAUGGUCAGCGUGUGGAGAACCGCAGGGGCAGGGCCGACGGCCCGGCGUGGCAGGGACGCCAUCUGCGUUACGCGGCCGAGAGGCUGCAGCUACUAAAACUGUGACAAAUGACGGAGCUGUGCUCGUUUAGGCCGCAUUAAUGUUUCGCUACGGCUAGGGAUGGUCGUGACCUAGGUGUGUCGUGAUGUGAUGCAGCGGUAUGCGGAAGGGGUACGUGCAUAGGCGCACACAGGUGGCUUCACCAGUGCAAACGGUGACGGGAGGGGUGGCUCGCGACAACAGUGUGGUACGUAUGUCGUGCGAAGGGCAAGCAAGGCGGGGCUUGCAAGGCUGCAAGUGUAAACGGCUUCCUGG
Chlamydomonas reinhardtii is the source of this 5856-nucleotide messenger RNA. RefSeq lists its product as uncharacterized. The coding region runs from base 190 to 5181 and encodes 1663 amino acids. Gene Ontology annotation, molecular function: actin filament binding; ATP binding; microfilament motor activity. The transcript has 25 exons. Gene Ontology annotation, biological process: vesicle transport along actin filament; actin filament organization. NCBI's taxonomy places the organism in Eukaryota, Viridiplantae, Chlorophyta, Chlorophyceae, Chlamydomonadales, Chlamydomonadaceae. The record is from RefSeq and is a predicted model, not a curated record. Gene Ontology annotation, cellular component: myosin complex; actin cytoskeleton; vesicle.